CCCCCACCCCUCAAGCUAGGCUGAGCUGUGCCUACGUCGGCCUCGACUCCCGGGGGCUGGAGGAGUUACCUUUGGAGCCCGAAAGGAGGAAGGAAGCAAAAUAUCAACAACAGCCGAGGCGGCUCGGGCGGUCGGCCCCGGUCCCCCGUCUGCCUGCCCGCCCGCGCGCCCACGACGGGGGCCCAGGCCCCCCGGCGCCGCCCAGGGCCCGCGCGGACGCCGGCCUCACUAAUUAUUCCCCCCGCCCGGAGCUGCGGCUUCCAGGUGCUGAAGAGCCCCGGGACUAGGGGCGAGAGCUACCCCCUCCCGGCCGUGACACCCUCCCUUCCCCCAGCGGGGCCGGAGGCUGUGCAGAAGGUGUCCUGCAGACCAUGAACUGAGCGCUGGUCCAAGACCGUUCAUGAGCACAGUGUAAGGUGUGCCGAGACCCGCCACCCAGCAAUCCCCUCCCUUUCCUGGCACUGAAGAUCCCCAGAAAAGAUGGGGAGGAAAAAGAUUCAGAUCCAGCGAAUCACUGAUGAGCGGAACCGACAGGUGACGUUCACCAAGCGGAAGUUCGGGCUGAUGAAGAAGGCGUACGAGCUGAGCGUGCUCUGUGACUGCGAGAUCGCGCUCAUCAUCUUCAACCACUCCAACAAGCUGUUCCAGUACGCCAGCACGGACAUGGACAAGGUGCUGCUCAAGUACACGGAGUACAACGAGCCGCACGAGAGCCGCACCAACGCCGACAUCAUCGAGGCGCUGCACAAGAAGCACAGGGAAUGUGAGAGCCCUGAGGUGGACGAGGUGUUUGCCCUGACCCCCCAGACGGAGGAGAAAUAUAAAAAGAUAGACGAGGAAUUUGAUAAAAUGAUGCAGAGUUAUAGACUGGCCUCAGCUGUCCCGGCCCCCAACUUUGCCAUGCCCGUCACGGUGCCCGUGUCCAAUCAGAGCUCCCUGCAGUUCAGCAACCCCAGCGGCUCCCUGGUCACCCCUUCCCUGGUGACGUCAUCCCUCACGGACCCACGGCUCCUGUCCCCCCAGCAGCCAGCACUACAGAGGAACAGUGUGUCUCCCGGCCUGCCGCAGCGGCCAGCCAGUGCAGGGGCCAUGCUGGGGGGAGACCUCAGCAGUGCUAACGGAGCCUGCCCCAGCCCUGUCGGGAAUGGCUAUGUCAGUGCUCGGGCUUCCCCUGGCCUCCUCCCCGUGGCCAACGGCAACAGCCUAAACAAGGUCAUCCCCGCCAAGUCUCCACCCCCACCCACCCACAGCGCCCAGCUUGGAGCCCCCAGCCGCAAGCCUGACCUGAGGGUCAUCACUUCCCAGGGAGGAAAGGGGUUAAUGCAUCACUUGACUGAGGACCAUUUAGAUCUGAACAAUGCCCAGCGCCUCGGGGUCUCCCAGUCUACGCACUCGCUCACCACCCCAGUGGUUUCCGUGGCAACACCGAGUUUACUCAGCCAGGGCCUCCCCUUCUCUUCCAUGCCCACCGCCUACAAUACAGAUUACCAGCUGACCAGCGCAGAGCUCUCCUCCUUACCAGCCUUCAGCUCACCUGGGGGGCUGUCGCUCAGCAGCGUCACUGCCUGGCAGCAGCCGCCCCAGCCGCCCCAGCCGCAGCCUCCGCAGCCGCCGCAGCCGCAGCCGCCCCAGCCGCCCCAGCAGCCACAACAGCCACCUCAGCAGCAGCCCCACCUGGUCCCCGUGUCUCUCAGCAACCUAAUCCCUGGCAGCCCCUUGCCCCACGUGGGUGCCGCCCUCACAGUCACCACCCACCCCCACAUCAGCAUCAAGUCGGAACCAGUGUCCCCCAGCCGUGAGCGCAGCCCUGCGCCUCCGCCUCCAGCUGUGUUUCCGGCUACCCGCCCUGAGCCUGGCGACGGUCUCAGCAGCCCGGCUGGGGGCUCCUACGAGACGGGGGACCGGGAUGAUGGACGGGGGGACUUCGGGCCCACACUGGGCCUGCUGCGCCCAGCCCCAGAGCCUGAGGCUGAGGGCUCAGCUGUGAAGAGGAUGCGACUCGACACCUGGACAUUAAAGUGACGAUCCCCACUCCCCUCCUCUCCGCCUCCCUGAUGAAGAGUUGACAAUCUCACCGCCCACCCCUCCCUAUCCUGGGCUCCUCCUGCUCGACCCCCCACUUCCUUUCUUGUGCUCCGUGUCCUGUUGACGGUUACAUUUGUGUAUAAUUAUUAUAUUAUUAUUAUUAUUAUUAUAUUUUUUUUAAUUUGGAUUCUCGCUUUGGAGAGGGGGAUGCGCCCAUCCCCUCUUUCUGCACCCCCCGCCAUUUUCACUGGCUGGGAGGGGCUCUUUUUUGCGGGAAGGGGGGGACACUUUGCACGUUGUACACAUAUGCUGCAGGAGGGGUGGGGGGCCCGAUAGGCCUUGGGAAAGGACAGGCGCCGAGCCCUGCAUGCGGAGCCCUCCCACCCCCUCCCCCAGAUAGAGGGAAAUAACCAAAAAAACUACCAAACAACAGAAACCCC
Molecule: messenger RNA, 2465 nt
Organism: Cervus elaphus (red deer)
Lineage: Eukaryota; Metazoa; Chordata; Mammalia; Artiodactyla; Cervidae
Gene: MEF2D
Product: myocyte enhancer factor 2D
Exons: 12
Coding region: 481-2022 (513 amino acids)
Biological process (GO): positive regulation of transcription by RNA polymerase II; cell differentiation
Molecular function (GO): DNA-binding transcription factor activity, RNA polymerase II-specific; histone deacetylase binding; protein dimerization activity
Source: RefSeq, a predicted model, not a curated record